This is a messenger RNA of Phyllostomus discolor (pale spear-nosed bat), 5065 nucleotides long. RefSeq names its product N-myristoyltransferase 1 (gene NMT1). NCBI's taxonomy places the organism in Eukaryota, Metazoa, Chordata, Mammalia, Chiroptera, Phyllostomidae. The coding region runs from base 79 to 1698 and encodes 539 amino acids. Gene Ontology annotation, biological process: N-terminal peptidyl-glycine N-myristoylation. Gene Ontology annotation, molecular function: glycylpeptide N-tetradecanoyltransferase activity. The transcript is spliced from 12 exons. The record is from RefSeq and is a predicted model, not a curated record. Gene Ontology annotation, cellular component: cytoplasm.
CGCGGGACCCCGACCCAAGACAGCCUCCCCCUCGUAAUUUCUGGGUAUUGUAGUCCACCUCGUUCCGGUUUCCCGGGAAUGAACCGCGCCUACUUACGGCUCGCUUCGCCACAAAAACUACAAAACCCAGAAUAUAGCGCCAGUUUCCCUCGUCCAAUAGGAGCCCCCCUUGUAGCGAGGCUUGGAGGCCGGCCCUCGGAACAGAAGAUGGCGGACGAGAGUGAGACAGCAGUGAAGUCGCCGGCCCCUCCGCGGCCGCAGAUGAUGGAAGGGAACGGAAACGGCCAUGAGCACUGCAGCGACUGCGAGAACGAGGAGGACAACAGCUACAACCGGGGUGGUUUGAGUCCAGCCAAUGACACUGGAGCCAAAAAGAAGAAAAAGAAACAGAAAAAGAAGAAAGAGAAAGGCAGCGAGGCAGACUCAGCCCAGGAUCAGCCUGUAAAGAUGAACUCUUUGCCAGCGGAGAGGAUCCAGGAAAUACAGAAGGCCAUCGAACUGUUUUCAGUGGGCCAGGGACCUGCCAAAACAAUGGAGGAGGCUAGCAAGAGAAGCUACCAGUUCUGGGACACACAGCCCGUCCCCAAGCUGGGAGAAGUGGUCAACACGCACGGCCCCGUGGAGCCCGACAAGGACAACAUCCGCCAGGAGCCCUACACGCUGCCCCAGGGCUUCACCUGGGACGCCCUGGACCUGGGGGACCGUGGCGUGCUGAAAGAACUGUACACCCUCCUGAAUGAGAACUAUGUAGAAGAUGACGACAACAUGUUUCGGUUUGAUUACUCCCCGGAGUUUCUUUUAUGGGCCCUCCGGCCGCCGGGCUGGCUCCCCCAGUGGCACUGUGGGGUUCGGGUGGUCUCGAGUCGGAAGCUGGUCGGGUUCAUCAGCGCCAUCCCAGCAAACAUCCACAUCUAUGACACGGAGAAAAAGAUGGUGGAGAUCAACUUCCUGUGUGUCCACAAGAAGCUGCGCUCCAAGAGGGUGGCUCCAGUCCUGAUCCGUGAGAUCACCCGGCGGGUCCACCUGGAGGGCAUUUUCCAAGCCGUUUACACUGCCGGAGUGGUGUUACCAAAGCCUGUGGGCACCUGCAGGUACUGGCAUCGGUCCCUGAACCCACGGAAGCUGAUUGAAGUGAAAUUCUCCCACCUGAGCAGGAACAUGACCAUGCAGCGCACCAUGAAGCUCUACCGGCUGCCAGAGUCUCCCAAGACCCCUGGCCUGCGACCAAUGGAGAAGAAGGACAUUCCAGUAGUGCAUCAGCUCCUCACCCGGUACCUGAAGCAGUUCCACCUGACGCCGGUCAUGAGCCAGGAGGAGGUGCAGCACUGGUUCUACCCCCAGGAGAACAUCAUCGACACGUUCGUGGUGGAGAACGCAAACGGUGAGGUGACAGACUUCCUGAGCUUUUACACGCUUCCCUCCACCAUCAUGAACCAUCCGACCCACAAGAGUCUAAAGGCUGCUUAUUCUUUCUACAACGUUCACACCCAGACCCCUCUUCUAGACCUCAUGAGUGACGCCCUUGUUCUCGCCAAAAUGAAAGGGUUUGACGUGUUCAAUGCACUGGAUCUCAUGGAGAACAAAACCUUCUUGGAGAAGCUCAAGUUUGGCAUAGGGGACGGCAACCUGCAGUAUUAUCUCUACAAUUGGAAGUGCCCCAGCAUGGGCGCAGAGAAGGUUGGUCUGGUGUUACAGUAACCAGUUGCCAAUGAGAUUCUGGAUAAAGCCACUGAGAAUUCCAACCGGGAAAUGGAACCCCACCACUUGUUGGUCCAAUUUUCACAAACGUGAGAAUCCCUGGCAAAGGGAACAGAAGCGAACCGGCUUUACCAAACAGCCACUGGAUUUGACGAUUGUAUUGUGAUGGCGCGGGCUGCGCGAUGCCACCUCGGCCGUGUCUCUGGUCGCCCUGUUUUCCAGUUAAUCACAUCCUCACGCAGCCGCGAUCAAGGGAAUGCAGCUGCUGAAAACUGGCUCGUGAUUGGCAUAUUAUGGAGUUAACGGGUGAAUAAUAAAAGUAUAUAUAUUAUAUAUAUAAAUAUUUUAAAUAUCUUUCCUGUUCCAAAUGUACAAGGAUGUUCGGUCUCCAAUGAAAAGCUGAAUCCAGGUCAUUCCUCAAAGUCAGAGUCAAGGACAGUGCCGUAUGCACACAUUGGUACAGCGCCUUCCUUCCUCCUGAGAGCAGGCACUGGCUCCUCUUGGGGGAGCAGGAGAAAGAGGAUGCGGGUGUUUACCCAGUUCCCCUCCUGAGUCAGCUGCACUGGUUGGCUUCGAGAGUGCGGGGUGCGGUGGAGGGACUGCGCCAAGCUUGGGGGGGGCUCAGAUCUCGCAGGCCACAGGCGGCGUCCUGGGUGGGGCCGGCCCUACUCAGGCUCGCCCGCAGGCCCUGGGCGUGUCCCGCGCUCGGAAACCGGGCGCCGUGGCGCCCUGGGGACGCAGAGUCCGUUGAGUCCCUCCCUCCAUCCUCUUGGCCUGCUCCCUGGUGGAAGUCCUGCCGACUCUCCAGCAGCUGUUGCCAACCUUACAGUCACGGGCACCCUGAGAGACUGUUUUUCCACUCCCACGGGUGACUGGCAGCUUGAAGGGGACUUCUGACCUCCUUGUAGCAUUUGAGACCUUGAGGAGACCGUGUCUGUACCAUCCCUGGUGAGCUCGUCUCCGAGCAGGGAGCCAGCACCCUGGCGGCCCUGGGGCUGCCCAGCAAGGGCGGCGUGGGGCCGAUGCCCAGGUGCCUCCGGCCACCAGUCCCUGGCUUGUGCCUUCCAACCCACUGGCCACCUCUUGUCCAAGACACACACAGUUCGAGGAAUGGUGGUUAGACGCCAGUCUGGACUUGGCAACAGAAAUGGUUCUGUGUUGCCAUGGUCCCGGCGUGACUUUCACGGAGGCUGUUUGGUGGGUUUUGUGGUGGUGGUGGUGGUGGUGGUGGUGGUGUUUAUGGAUGCUGCCGGGUUCCCCGCCAGGGAUGGAGCCCCCAGGCAUGUGGCCGUGCAGGCAUCGCUCAUUUGUGCCCAGCCCGGUGUCAGGGAGGGUCGGGCCGUGGAAUUGUCAGCAGCCCGCAUCCUGGCUUCUGUGUGACUUUUGCUGUGGGAGAAAGUGAGAGGGUGGAUUGCAUGGCGUGGGGCUUUCCUGGCUGCUUUCACCUCUCGGCUGCUUGCAGGGGAAAGGGAGUCAUAGCCGGGCUCGGCCUGGCUUCCUUCCUCGCUGAAGCCGGGCUCCGCAGGCCAGCAGAGCCGGGUGUCAGGCUGUUGGUUUCGGUGCGGUUCGCCAGAGGCUAAUCCUGCGGUCCCCAGAGCUGGAGGGAACCCUGCGCGUGGGAGAGCGGCUGUGCUGCCUGCUGGGAGGCAGCCCGCUCUCUGCGGCCCGGCCUGGACUCCCGGAGAGGCCUGCAUGGGCCUCCCUUCUGUCGUCCCUGUGCUGCAACCUGCGGGCACCAAAGAUCACGGCUGACCUUCGACUCCUUGACUCCAAGAUACCCAGACCAAAGAAGCUGCUGUUCUUAGCAAGAGACUCACCGCAUUCCGCAGACAGGAGGAGUCGGAGAGGCCGGGGCUCGCCUUCCAGCCUUCCAGGUGUCAGACCCAGCGCCCCGAGUCACCCAGCGGCUCGCCCUGUUCGGGCUUGAAGGAUAUCAGAGAACAAUGAGCCUGCCUCUUGGCUACCUUGGGCAGGACCUGGGACUUGGAAAUACUCCCUGGCAGAGGCUCGGUCAGCUCUGGGCCAAGCCCCAGCCCGCACUGCCUGUGUAAUGUGGGAUGCUCGACCGCCCCUGGAGAGGGCUUGGCCUCCGUGGACCCAGGUCACGGGAUGGAAACCGCGAGGCCUGUGGCUGCUCCGAAGAAACAGAUCUCCUGGAAAGGCCUCGGUGUCCCCUCCAGAGCCGCAAGGCCUGCUCCCUGGACUCUGUUGUUCGUGGUGGGGACCCUGCCCCACCCUCAGCAUCACCCUCAGGUCUUUGGGGGUUCGCUCGGCGGUUGCUGCGUCAGCCUCCUUUUUGUCCACACAGCCCUUGGGCUCUUCACUCAGCCCCUUGCAGGACUUGUCCGCGUGCUCGGAGAGAGCCAUCAUUUGGGGUUCAGGGCCUCCCCACAAGGAGCCUUGACUGGGGCAGGGCGGUGCAGCUGUGGCUGGUAGAACCAAACAAGGGAAGGACCCGGGGCCUCCUCCCCCGGGACCUGCCCCGGGCGGCUACUGUUGGACAGCCUCCUGGGUGCGGCCCUCACUCUGCGCCACCAGUGCUCCGUGCUGGCGCCAGGCGGCUGGACUCCCGUGUGUCUGAAUGUUAUUUCCUGCCUUUGGACUGACUGCAUUUGACCCCCGACGCCGUGGCCAGUUCCCACGGCCUCCUGUCUCUGCAGGGAGAGACCUGGGGAGGGAGGAGGCCUGGGCUCUGGACAGAGGUCUGUGUGGGGCUGGUCUGUGUGGGGCUUGUUUCCCAACCCAUGCCCAAUUCCGUAGAUGCUGACCUCUGGCUUGGAGGCUGGCCCACACCUAGCCCCUUGGGACCCUGCCUGCACCUCCCUUCUGAUUGCCCCGCCCCACCCCACCCUUACUCCCCGGCUCACUGAGGCCCGAGGGUGGGUGACCCAGUGGUCUUGAAUUCUUUGCUCAGAGAUGACCAGCAUUUAGCCAACCCACGGGGUGGCCCAAAGGCCUGGGCAGCUUCAGGGCAAAGUGGUCUAGAAGCAGGGGGGAGGUGCUGCCCGGCCAGGGGAGGGGGUUGGGAGUGUGUCUCUGGCCAGGGCCCACCUGCCAAGGGGGCAGCCGCCUUCUGGCCCGGCCCACCUGCUCGGACAGGAGACCGAGGCUGGGGCUCUGCCCUGCUGCUGAGUGAACGCAGCCCGGCCUGCGGGCUGCCCCUGGGGAGCCUUAGUGGGGCAGCUGCGGUCAGUUCAAGAACCUUGACUGCGGGCAGGUGCGGCGUCUGGGACGGGGGAGCUUCACCUUUCUGUCUUGGCUUUUCUCUGGGCUGCGGGCGGGGCAUCCAUUUCCAGGGUGGGGGAGGAAUUGCCUUGUCCGCUCGAUACAUCUCACUUGUUUCUAAUAAAGGAAGCAGCUGAAUAAA